Haliotis rubra (blacklip abalone) is the source of this 912-nucleotide messenger RNA. Its product is annotated as cysteine-rich venom protein ophanin-like. Lineage: Eukaryota; Metazoa; Mollusca; Gastropoda; Lepetellida; Haliotidae. The record is from RefSeq and is a predicted model, not a curated record. The coding region runs from base 1 to 831 and encodes 276 amino acids. The transcript is spliced from 9 exons.
AUGGCUGUUCUGAUGCCUUUAAUCUGCACGUCGCUCUAUAGUUCACAAAGGGAAGAAAUCCUCACACUACACAACAGGUUCCGGCACGACAUCGCCACUGGAAGACGUGGACCUAACAUUUCCAACAUGAAUGAACUGGUAUGGAGUCAGACUUUGGAACAAACUGCUGAAAGUCUGUUGACGUGCUCAAGAAACGUUGUACACAAUGAUGACAACUUCCUCAUGCCAAUGAUUAACUAUGGAAGGUAUAGGAUGUUAAACAUCACCAAGAUAUUGAGAUUCUGGCAUCGGGAAAGCAGACAUUAUGUUCCAGAAGCUGCAGACUGUAUACCCUGGGACAGUUGCAACAGGUACCGCGCGAUGGUGGGAGCGGAUCGGGAGAGAGUUGGGUGCAGCUUGAAGCACUGUCCGCGGCGUCAAUCACAGACUGUCUACGUUCUUAUGUGCUUAUAUGAAGGGGGAGAUCCAGAUUCCUUCAAGUACAAAGUGGGCCCAGCUUGUACUCGAUGUGGAGACGCUCUAUCCUUCUGUCAUCGUGACAUGUGUGUUGCAUGCUCGCAUUCCGAUUACAGGACUUGUGAUUGUCGGAAGACGUGUUUCCGAGAGGAUAUGGGCAGUGGAACCCUCAAUAGGUCUACCUGUUCUUGCAGUUGUACAUAUGGCCUGGGUCCAAAUUGUGAUGAGGAGUGUCGCAAUCCGGAGUUGUACGCUGACUACGACUACUGUGCCACGGUCAGCCGGGAGGACUGUUCCCAUCCAGACGUGGGGGAACUGCUGAGACAGUCUUGUCCGGAGCAGUGUGUUUGUCGGAAACAUCCUAGUCAGACAUAACCGUGCUGCCGACUGAAGAGAUGAAGCGGCAAGGAAUGAGGGUGGAGACUUGCGUCAGACAUUGAUGGUAACCUUGUUAGG